Paramecium pentaurelia is the source of this 1215-nucleotide messenger RNA. NCBI's taxonomy places the organism in Eukaryota, Ciliophora, Oligohymenophorea, Peniculida, Parameciidae. The record is from the annotation of a GenBank genome assembly.
AUGAUAAAAUAUAUAUUUUCUAUUUAUUAGUUUUCAAGAAAAGUUCCAUCUCAACUUGCCAAAUAAGUUUAUAUGUAGAAGUUAAGAGAAGAUGAUGAAUUUAAAUAAUUACUUAAGAAAGAUUAACAAACAUCUCUUAAACAAAUAUAAGGAGAUAACUAUAUGCCUGAACCUAAAAGAGGAGAUUCAAGAUUGCCAAGAGUUAAAGAUAAUCUAAAAGAAACAAAUACACAUAUAACUGAAUAGAAAAGAGUAAAAAUAAUUACAAUACGAUAAGCUAGAUUCAGCAUUAAAAUCUCUACAAGUUAAAGAUGAGGAUUCAAAAGCUGUAAUUAAGAAUGCAUUGAAAGAGGAGUUCUUUCUUAUGAAAAAGUUAUCUGAAGAAAAUGCUAAGAUUGAAGAAGAGAUGAAAGUUAAGAAGAGAAAGAAAGAAUUGAAAGAUAUAUUUAAAUAAAUUGAAGAGAUGGAUAUAUAACCUGAUGAUUAAAAUGCAGAAGUAUAUAAAUAUCUUUAAUAUAAUAGUAAAUUCCUUAUUUUAAUAAAUUAUCAAUGGAAGAGAAAUAUGAAAGAAUUGCUGAUUGGAAUAAAAGAUAUGAUGUUUUAGGGAAAGUAGAUCCUUAUCUUUUGUAAAGAGCAAGAACAAGUCAAAAUAUAGAGAAUUUUAUAUAAACUAAUUUUGAAGAAAAUUAAAAAUAUUUUGAUUAAGUAAAAAUAAAAGGAGGUGUAUCUAUUGGUGAGAUUUUAACAAAUAGAGCAUGUACAGUUGUUUGGAUUUAUAUUAAUUUUUUAGAAAAAUUGGAUAAAAAAGAAUAAAAUGAAUAUUUAGAGAAAUUAAAUAAGAAUUCUAAAUAAUUGAGUUGGUAGAUGUGUUAAGAUUUAGGAUUAAAAUAUGGACCAGAUAUUAGAUUUAGUUUAAGUAGAAGAGAAGAAAAGGAAAAUGAAAUAAAAAAGGAAAUGGAUGAAAAUGCUAAGGAAUUAGUUAAAUAAGACUUGAUUGAAAAAUAUUAAGCAGGUGAAAUACCUAGAAAGAUUAAAAAAUCUAAAUUUAAUGAAAUAGUUUAAGAAUUAAAAGAUAAGAAAAUUUAUCUCACUGGAAAAAUUUCAAAUUCUGAAAUACCAUCAUCUAAAAGUAAAGCUGAUGAAAAAGAAAUCCAUAAUAAGAAAAGUAAUUAAAAUUAAAAAUCAUCUGCUGAAAAGUUUUGGGACUAACUUUGA